This is a messenger RNA of Parasteatoda tepidariorum (common house spider), 12245 nucleotides long. RefSeq lists its product as uncharacterized. Gene Ontology annotation, cellular component: nucleus. Gene Ontology annotation, molecular function: DNA-binding transcription factor activity, RNA polymerase II-specific. The record is from RefSeq and is a predicted model, not a curated record. Lineage: Eukaryota; Metazoa; Arthropoda; Arachnida; Araneae; Theridiidae. Gene Ontology annotation, biological process: regulation of transcription by RNA polymerase II.
UACGUGACUUUUGUUUAAUCGGUAAUGGUUUCUCGUCUUUACGUUUGUAUCACAUCAAUUUGUAAUUUCAGGAGACUGCUUUUCGUUUGUGUAUCUCCUUGUGUAUAUUUUUUUAACUUAAGUAUUUUUAAAGUGUAUCAGAGUGAACUACAAAGAAUUGCUUGUUCAUAGGGGGGAAAAUCAUUGGUCAGGAUAUUCUUCAAGCGAUGAAGUCCUCCUAGAUAUUCAGUUAUGGAUUGAACUACUGUCAGGAUUAUGGACUCUUCCUACGGGUGAAGCUAAAAUGGCGCACGGUCUUGUACUAAGAAUGCAAGAUUACGUUAAGAAAAUAGAUACCAGGAAAGAAAAUACUGCAACUGCACAGGAAUCUGCUUACGUGCCAGUUGAUGAGUCAGAUGCAUCUUCUGUUGAAGUUGUGCAGAUAAUAAAAUCAUGGUUGCUGGUGACAAAGAAUUCCCGAAAUUCCAAGAUGGAAUUUCUGUCACUGCUAAGAGAAACGCUGUUGUUCAUGUUAUCCUCAAACUGGGCAAAUUGCACAAAGCAAAAUGAUUUGCUACAUGUAUUUGGGAACUACCACCAAAAGUUUUCAACUAUCGUAAAUAAGGCAGAAACUAUAAAAAAUGCAGUUCUUCAAUUGUCUAACGAUCCUUGGGGAAAUCCUUUCUUCCAAUGGACAGAAUUGGCUUUGGGUAAAUUGACUGUUGCAGACAGAAAAGUUCAAAGCUAUUUUUCUCAAGAACCUGAAGAAAUUGUUUUGGCCAGAGUUCAGUCAUUUGUUUUGCACAAUAAUCUACCAUCAGCUUUGGGUCUUGCAAAAUUGUCUUUUUUGUACCAUAGUCGAAUUAAGAGGAAUCUGGCGAAACCUAGUAAAGCAAUUGGAUCACAAAUUGAAGAUAUUAGCUGCGAAGGUCAUGCAUCUAUUGAUUGGUAUAUGACACUUUUAGAAAGGAAGAGAUCUCUUUCGGCCAUUAUUAAAGAAGUUAGCCGCCUGAAUUGUCAUGAAGGAGUUGAAAUAAUUUGCCGCCUAAAAAGAAAUAAACAUUUCAAUAGUUUGAUUCUUACAUUGGUGCAAAUUUUUAUCAUGCAAGAUUUGAUCAAACCAUCAAAACAUUGCUGCACAAAGAACCUUUUUGAUUUAUUUUGCCUGAUCCAUAAAGAACGGAAUUCUAAUGUAAAGGAAGUAACGGAGAGUAUAGAAAAGAUCUUUGCAGCUCAUGCACCUAGCAGUUCUCAUUUAUACUUAUUAGUUGAUGUAAUGUGGGAAAAAUUUGGAGCCAAAUUCUUCUCAUUAUACAUUGAAUUCUGUAUAAGAGGUUUAACAGCAGACAUCAAUUAUCUGGAGAUUGCAAAAAAUGAAGAUCUUCAUUGUGAUAAAAGUGAAUUAGAAGUACACAUAGCCAAAAUGUUUGCUAAACUGUCUACGUUAUUCAGCUUCUAUGACGAAGCCAAACGAGAUUGUAUGUUCAGUGCCUUCAUCCUAAAACCAUCAAAAUCUAGACAUAAGUAUUUGCAACACGUCAAUAGGAUUAUACAAGAAAAACAGCUGGAAGCUUCUGAAAAUUCUAAUUUCGAUUUGCCAUUUAGAGACUGUACGUGCAACCGUAUUUGUAAUGGAUACUGUAAAGUACCCACAUGUGACAAUACUUUUGAGCAUCCACUUUUAAAAAAGGGCAUUAGAAAUGUCCCAUUUUCUCUUGUUGAAGAUUUAGUUAGUGUUUUGGAGAGUGUUCGUUGCUUAAAGUUUCAGUACAAUGUAUUUAAUUGGAAAUUUGCUGGACCUAAAAUAGCAAAUUAUUUUAAAUCCUCUUUAAGAAGUAGAAAUAGUAUUAGUAGUGUUGAUAGCAGUCAAGCAAAAAACACCCUAGAAAAAGUUUGCAAUGAAGAUAAUAAAUCUUUAAUGGAAGUGGAUGUAACAAAAAGAUUACUUUCACCUAAUGCUCUUGUUAAGAGAAAAAACUCUUCAGAUAAUUCUAAGUCUGAUUUUCUAGAUGUUGGAGCUAACAUUGAAGUUCACAGUGAUGACAGUUCUAGUAAAAGAAUCAAAAUAUCUUUACCGCCUGCAAAAGAGACUCCAGAAGAUUCAGUGAGUUCCAUUUGUAACCUUAAAAUCAGUGAUGCAAUAGAAAAAGUAAUUAGAUCAUCUCUUAAUAGUGACAAAACAUCAAGAGAACAAACUUUUAUGUCUAUGGCACCUGCAUUAAAUGAGCCUUACUUAAAUAAUACAAGUUGUCCUAUUAAUAUAACUGACAAAAUGCGUCAUGUUAUUAAUAGCAACCAAAGUCCGUGUGAUAAUAAAAGUGUCAGAGCGGGUGCUAAUUUAGUAACAGCGUUGCAGCAUAGUUAUGUUUCCAAGCCUAGUACUGACUCUCCUCCUUUAAAGCAAGGUUUAGUUAGACCAAGUGUGGUGAUGAAAGCAGAAAACUUAUCUGACAAAAAAUAUAUUCAACCAUAUGAAUCAUCUAAACAUUCUUUAUUAAAAAGUUCUCUGUUAAAACCAGACUUGCAUCACAAAUCAUUAAAAGAUUUGGGUGUCAAGUCAAAUCUGCCAUACAAAAGUGAACAGUUUAGUAACAAUUAUUUGCAAAAAUCUUUGCAGAAUGUCCAGCUUAAACAAACAAACCAGAUGAUAGACAGAAAUAGUAAUGAUCAUGGUGCUAUAAAUUUAAGCUCAACAAGACACUUGGACAUCCCAUCUUCCAAACCAUUGCUCGAGAUGUCUCAUCAAUAUCCUCUUGAUCUGAAGUGCAAUAAAAAAUUUGAAGUUCAGAAAACAAAUAGAGCAAUUGGGACUUCAAAUGAGUCUGUAUCUAAUCAAAAUAUUCAUUAUAAUAAUCAAUUGGCAGAUAGACUUUCAAAUACACCAUCUGUUGAAGCAAAAAUGGUUGAUAGAAAUUCAGUAAUUCAACACACAAUGCAGCACUUAGAUAUUAAAAUACCAAAAAAUCUGACUGUGUCUAUCAUUUCUGAUAGGACAAAACAGAACGAUACUUCAAAUUUGCCAACUUUUAAGCUUAAAGUUCCAAACAGAAAUUUACCAAAACACAAUUUUGUCCCUGCCAACUUGGUGAUUAAUCGUCCACUUCCAUCCACUUCUUCAACAAAUAUUGUUUCAGAUAAAACUUCUACUCAUGAUAAGCAAGAAAUGAUCACAAUUCCUGGUAUUCUUGCACCGAAGUCGGUGAUAAAGCGAUCUUGGGAGGUUCCAUCUGUUCAGAAUAACGUUGAAUUUAAAAAAAUAAUUCACACAUCUUCUACUACUAAAAAGACAUACUGCCAUCCUUAUCAGAAGCAACCAGUGCCGGUGAAAGAUGAAUGGCCUCGGGAGUUUAUAAGCAAAACUGAAAAAGUUACAAAACGGGAAACAACCUAUCAAAUUUAUAAAACUAAGCAAAUGACAGAUAAUGUCAAUACUGGAAAGUGGAAAACAGUGGGGGAUGUCAUUAACUCAGUUCAAUCACCAGUUUUAUUGACAAAUCCUCAAUUGCUAUCUCGUAGCUCAGUUCAAUCACCGGUAUCAUCAACGAAUCCCGAAGUGUUGUCUCGUAACUCGGCUCAAUCAACAGUUUCUUCAUCAAAUUCUCAAUUGCUGUCCAUGAACUUGGUUCAGUCAGCAACUUUGCCAUCAAAUUCUCAAUUGUUAUCCAUGAACUCAGUUCAGUCAGCAGUUACAUCAUCAAAUUCUCAACUGCUGCCUUUGUCAUACCAAAAUUCUAAUAAUUCUAGAGCUACAAGUUCAUUCUCAAAUAACAUAGCUGUUCAUAAAUCUCAUCAGUCAAAUACACAAACAACCAUGUCUGAUUUUGAUAAACCUUCUCACUGUUCCUAUUCUUAUAAAAAUGAUGCUGUGUCUGUUCCUAAUCCAUUACAGUCUAAACCUUCUUAUAAUGUAAAAGACAAUUUUACAACUCAAUCCGAACUAGAAAAAAGGUCUGGCUUACCUGUUAUUGGCACGUCUUUGUUAAAAACUUCACUCACAUCUCAAUCUCCUCUUGUUAGAAAACAUAAUUCACAAAUAAUGCAGUUACUUGAUUACACAAACUCUAAAGCUUUAAAAGGCUCUAAUACAUCAAACAUUUCAACUACUACUGGAACUUCACCUGGUUUAUCUGUUAGUUCAUCCAAUUUAAAUCAAAGGUUUCAAAGUAAUUUAUCAAAUCUUGGUACUUCAUAUAGUUUGGCUUCUGUUUUAGUUGAAGAUGACAAAGGUAUUGUAUACAAAGCAGCAAAAUCAGAGAACACACAGGGACAUAAUACUUCAAGUAGGUGUUGUUCUCCAUCAGAGGUUAAUCCCUGCCAAAAUUGUUCAUUGCCUCCAAAGGAAAUUAAUUUCAAUUCUGCCAGUACAAAUGCACAAAUAUUCAAUUCUCCAUCUGUUAAUGUGAACUCUGCCAAUCAGAUUAAAUAUGAAGUUACUGAUCCUGAUGAGGAGAGAGAAUUAAGUCAAAACCAAUUGGUACUCCAGUGUCCCUCUCAAGAAGAAUAUACUGCCUGCCACAUAUGUUCUAUGACAUGCUCUGUUGCUAAUUACCAAUUUCAUCUUGAAAAGCAUCACUCUUUUGAAACAAUGAAAAAAGUCGGGAUGUCUUCAAAUAUAGCAAAAAAAUUUGAUUUAUAUGAUCUUCAGUCUACCUCAUUUGACUCUUUGCCCCAUGACCGUACCAAAGAAGUAUCUAAUGUUGAUCCUGUCGAAAAUAAAACUGUUAGUAUAGAUCUUCCUCCAAACCAAAAUAAUAUAAACACUUGUAUGGGUAUUAUAAAUAAUUCCUUUGAUCAAGUCUAUAAUUAUUUAGAUAAUGUUGAGAGUUCUACGGUUUACUCAGAUGAUUCAGCCUUCAAGUUUUCGGAUAUGCUGCAAAGUCAUCAAAAUAAUAAUAUAAUUGAGCUGGAAAACAAUAAUUCAGCUUCUGGAGCUUUAGAAGAAAUUAACUUAGAAAGUUCUUUUAUUGAAAAUAAUAUUUGUGGCAAUGGCAGUAGUCUGGAUGAAAUGUUGGAUUUUCUAGAUAAUGGUACUGAUAUAACACAAGCUUCCCAACCUUCUGAAUCACUUGGUCCUGAUAAAGGUAUUACUCCUAGUACACCUGAAAAUUGUAUAUCAAACCCAAUAUAUAUAAAUCAAUUGGGUAAUAAAUCGAAGAUUAAAAAGAAACUAUAUUGUAAAUUUUGUUUGAAAACCAAGGGGAAGGAAAGAAAGUUUUCUAUAAGAGGUUCCCUAUAUAAACAUGUUAAAACCUUUCAUCCAGACACAACUAUAAAUGAUUGUUUGGGUCAUUUGGUUCAUGGUUUAAUACCUUCUAAUUCUUCAUCUAGUCAGAGUAUACUUAAAGUUCCAGACAAUAGAAUUGUUGUUCGUCAAAGUUUUCCAAUAGUUAGACAUGAAAGAAGUGAAACUGGAGAAGAUACUUUUAAUAAUUUUCAGCAAAAUGUUAUGGAAAGGAAUAAUUUUCCUGCUCACAAUAAUGCAAAUCAAGUUUCAGUUAUAGAUUCUAUUAGAUAUGAAGGACAAUUUGAUACAAAAAAUACUUUUUCUUUUCCUGAAAGAAAGACUAAACAUCGUCAAUCUAAAUGUGUUUAUUGUGGUAAAUUGUUAACUCUCAUAUACAUGAAGCAGCAUAUAGCAAAAAUGCAUCCCAAUGCUUUGUCAUCCAAUCUUUCCUCAAAUAAUGCUAGCACUUCAGUACCAACUGAAUUUAAAUUAUCUUUAUCCAAGACAUCUGAUUUAACUCAAGAAAAUAUUGAUUCAAACACAUGCUUAUCUGUGUCUGAUGCACUGCAAACUGGUGAACAAUGUAAUAGUUUAUUAAAUGUUAUUCAAAAGCAGAGUGAUUUUGUUAACUCUAGCUUAAUUCCUACUCCUAAGUUUGUAACAAACAAUGAAGAACACCUUGGACAAGACUUGAAUUUAAAUAAUUUUUCAAGUAAUUCUACGCAUAUUUUUUACACUUGUCAUUUAUGCCAGAGACCUUACACAUCUCAAUCGUUUCUAACUAAACAUAUUAAAACCUAUCAUGGAAUUGAUGAUAUGAAUGAAUCUGCAAAAAGUAAUUUGAGCUAUAAUGAAAUAUCCGAUUCAAGUAAAUUUAGUGAUACAAAUAAUUCUGAACCGAAUCGAUCUCUGUUGGAAAUGCCCUAUGAAAAUAUUCCAAACUCUUAUGGUGAUUAUAAUUACUUAGAAAAUAGACUUGAUACAAAUUUAAUGCAUGGGGAUAAAAUGGAUGCAGGUGAUGGCUACAGAAAUUCAGAUAUUUAUAACUGUGAUCUAUCAAACUCUGAAUAUUCAACACAUUAUAAGCAUAAUAUUUCUGAUCUAAAACAGCUGCUACAAUCUGGCCAAAACGAACAUGACACUCCAAAUUCAAGUGCAGAAAAUAAACAUGAAUAUUCAAACCCAUUGCAUACCACUGGUUACAAAAUAAACCAAUCUAAUUUUAAUUUGCAUUCUUUAAAUAAUUCUAUCGAUACUGAGCAAAAUUCAGAUUUGAAAAAUGUUUUUGUAUAUAAUACUCCAAAUAUAAAUACAUCUGCAGAAAUAAUAAACCCAGCGCUUACCAGUAGCUGCGAAAUAAAUAGAGACUCAAAUUUUCCUUUGUGUUCUUUAACUAAUUUUGUAGAUGCAGAGCAGAAGGCCGAUUUAAAAAAUGUGUUUGAACACAAUAUUCCAAAUUUAAAUACAACUCCAGAAAUUAAAGAUUCAGACCCAUUGCAUACCACCGAUUGCAAAAUAAAUGAAGACUCAAAAUUUCCCAUAUGUUCUCCAAAUCAUUCUGUGGAAUCAAAGCAAGAUGCAGAUUUGAACAAUGUGUCAGAAACGACUGUAAAUUACAACCGUUUACCUAGGUUCACAUGUCCUAUUUGUCAGAAGACUUACUCUGGGAAAGCUUAUUUCAGAAAACAUUUUAAAAUGAAACAUAACAGAAUAGCAUCGGAUAAAGAGUUGGAGGCUUGGCAAAAUUUUUCUGUUCCAAUUAAAUCUAGAAUUCAGCAGAAAAGAAUAAGUGGUGUGCCUGUUAACAAUAUUUCUGAUGUAACUGAUCUGCUAUCUGCUGGAGCACGUUGCAAUGAAAAGGUUAUGUGUAAAAUUUGUAUGAAGGAAUAUUCAUGCAGGGGGAAUCUAAAAAUUCAUUUGAAAAAUAUUCAUAACAGGAUGGUAUCAGAUAAACAGUUGGAAGAGUGGCAAAAGUUAUCUGAUUCAAUGAAAGGUAGAGUUAAGAAGAAAAUUAUGAGUGAACCUGUUAACCAAUAUACUAGGAGAUUAUCUCUUGAAGUUCAAAAAAGUAAUUAUUCUGGUAUAAGUGACCUGCUAUCUGCUGAAGCACGGUCCAAUGAAAAAGUUGAGUGCAAAAUUUGUAAAAAAGAAUAUUCAUGCAGAGGGAAUCUAAAAAUUCAUAUGAAAAAUGUACAUAAUUAUAGAGGCCAAAGGCAGAGGAUUGUGGAGGGAAAUAAAAAAGAAGUGCAAUGUCAUAUAUGUUUAAAGCUUUUGCAGAACACAUCAUUAAAGCAACAUGUUCAACAAGUGCAUGGUGACGGUUUCCUAACUGAUGAACAGGAGGCUUUCACUGUUUCAAAUGUAGCAGCUCUGUCUGCUUUGAAUUAUUGUGACGAAAAUGUUCAGCACACUCUAUCUAAUUUUGGUAAUAGCAAUGUUUCCAAUAGAUCUGAUUCAGUGACAUUCUCUUCUGGCAAAUCAAGUACAGGCUGUACUGAAAAUGAACCUGAAAGUUUAAACCUAAAAGACAAGGCAUCCAAUUAUGAUUGUCUAAACAGCUUGAAAAAAAUGGCCGAUUUUGGGAAAGCUGAUUUUAGCUCUUUCCCAUCUAGUAACAAUUUGCAAGAAGUUACUAAUGUCUCUAGUCAUAAAACUUCAAUUGAAACCUUCAAUUGUACUGCAUCAAAGCUGGGAUUUGAUUCAAGGGCAGUGAAUGAUUUUGAUUUGCAAGGCGAAAUAACUAAUCAAAAUGUGGCUGAUGAUCGAAGUGAUUUUGAUGACUUCUCUUUAUCAGAUAUUCCUACUUCAGAUGAUGAAUGUACAAAUUUAAUAGAGAAUGAAAUAUUGCAGAAAGAGUUAAUGGAGAUUGGCACUACUUCUGAAUGGACUUUAAAAAACUUUCAAAAUUGUGAAGAUCAAAAUUUUACUUCAUUAGAAUCCAACCAUAGUCUUGAGCCUAUAUCAGAUGUAACAGAUACAAGCAGAAAUGAUAUAAGUGAGUGCAAAUUUUCAAAUAAUGAAUCAAAACGACUUUCAGUAGUGGAAAAUUAUCCAAAAAGUAAUAUUGUAUCUGAGUUGUCAGAGUCUUGUGAACCUUUUAAAGAAGUAGGUCCUUCCUUAUCUGUUUCAACUCCUGAGGCAGCUAUUGAAUUUAAUUUUGUUGAAGGUUCAAAUUUAGAUCGCAAGGGAGAAAAAUUACAUUGUACAUAUCCUCUAGAAAGCUGUCCAAAACCUGAUAAUGUCUGUGCCAUUCAAAGCUCUACUGAUGAUGAAUUUAGUGUUCCUUUGGAAAAGUUUAGUGAUGCUAAUUCUCCCCAAACAAUUAGUUGCAGCUUUUCCUCAAAUGAAUCAAAAACAAAUUCUAAUGAAUGCAGAUUUUGUCACAAAAUGUUCAGCACCAUGAAAUUUCUGUCAAAGCAUCUGAAAAUUUUUCACAACAUCCCAUUUCUAAAAAAGCAAAAAUCUGCGAAGCGUAAGUCUAAUCAAGAUGAAAAAUUAUCCCCACCCCUUUUGACUCACCAAACAUAUGAAUUAGAUACCCUGCCACCAUCAGUGGAAAACUUCCAAAAUUCUGCUAUAUCUGCAAUUGAAGAUGAAAAUAAAUUUGUUGGUGUAUCUGAUGAAGUUUACAAUUAUAGUGAUUCUUUACCUGUGGAUAAUACAAAUCAAUUGAAUAACUGUUCAGAUGGUUCUCUUAUGCUCAAUUCAACUUUUCCAAUUAGCACAUCCAAUUUGGAAUAUAGUUUGAAAGAAGUUGGUGGUGAUUUUAGGUUGAAACAAUGUAAUAUCCGUGAUACUGAGCUGGCCUGUUAUUCCUCUUUUAAUGAUUGCAAAAAUGAGCAUAUGGCUUGCCCUGUUUCUGAUCGUGAUAUUGAGCAUCGAUCUUUUAAAGUUUCUGAUUAUGAAAAUGAAUGUACAUCUCAUCCUGUUUCUGAUAGUGAAAGUAAUUAUGCACUUGAUCCUAUUUUAGAUCAUGAAAAUGAUUGUACAACUCUCGUUCCAUAUCAAAAAAGCCAUUGUAUAUCUGAUCGUGUUUCUGCUCUUGAAACUGAUUACAAGUCUCUACUUGUUUCUGAUCAUGAAAAUGAAUGUGCAACUUAUCCUGUUUCUGAAGGUCAAGAAAAUAUACAAGAUAAAAUUUCUAAAGCUCCCAUACUUCCAUGUAUCAUAAAAGUGUUGAAAAAUGAGAAGAAUGCCAUAAUUUAUCAAAUUGACAAGUCCAAAGGAGAUGAUUCACCUUCAAACUCUGUUAAUAGUAAAUCAAAAUCUAGUCCUGGAUUUCACAGGUAUUUCAUAAAGCAUAAAAAAUCAAAUAAUUCAAGGAACUGUAGAAAGAAGUCAAAUAGAAGUCCCUAUCGAUCUAGCUUGUACAGUAGACAGAAAACAUUAAUGCGUCGUAAAUCAAGAGCACUAUUUACUAGGAGGAAUAAAAUUUUCAAGAGAUCUCGAAAAAAGAGGGAUCAACCUGUUGUUCAAACUUUUAAACCAAGUGAUGUUGAAAUAUUUUUGAAAAACCAUAAACUACCAUAUGUUCUGCUGACACCAUUAGAUGCAAAAACUCUUUCCCAAUUAAAUUAUAAUGAUUGUGCUGUCAGACUAGAAAGAUGUGAUAUUCUAAAUAUCGAGAGUCCGGCUCAUUUCCAUCCUGGUGACGUUACAGAGCUCUCAUUUUCCAAUGACAGUUUUAUGCCUAAUGAGGCAUAUAACAAUAUUCAAAUCAAUUCUGUGAUGAAAACACGGCGAAACUCUGCUGUACAAGAAACCACCAAUUUAACUGUUGUUCUUCACAAGUUACAAUUGGACUCUAAUUCAAGUGAGGUGCCUUUAAAUAAUGAUUUUGAAAUUUCUAGUUACAGAAGUUGUGUGCAAUCGCACAUCCAACUCAAAGAAUGUAAGGUUGUUUUAGAAAAAUUACCAUCUGAUUUUGUCUCAUGUGUACAGUAGACUCCCAAUUUUCCAAUUCAAUGCCAUUUUGAUAAACCUAACUAGCCAUAUAUCUGGUGGUCAUUUUUCUACCCAACUUUUCAAACUAUUAGCAAAUAAAAAGUGUUAUUAAAAUAAAUUAAUCUUCUGAUUGCUUAUUGUUAAAAUUUUGAAAUAUGAUUUAAAUUAACAUAAUGUAAUAUUUUUAUUACAUCUUAGUGCUACCACAGCCUUCAAAAGUAUAAGUUACGAUAAAGAAAAAAUUAUCUCAAGCUAAACUUUUAUCAUGUAUUAACUACAAUUCAUGUGUCUGUGUUAAAAAUCAAAUGGGGCCUAGUAACAAUGCUAUGAUAGCUAAACUUAGCUUCUUUAAACUGCAUCUUUCUGAACUAUUAAAUAUGAGGAAAAUGAAAUUACAAAAUAUGAAAAUGAAAUAAAUAAGAUUAAUGGGUUUUAGAAUUUGAUUUUUAAAAAGAUAAUUAUGUUUGCUUUUAAAUCAUUUUUAAAAUUCCUAGACAACUGAAUUUGGAUAUAUUCCAUUAAUUAUCAAGCCAUUUUUAAUUGGUCGAGCAAAAUGUUAAAAAGUAAUAAAAUGUUCAAACGUUAAGUUUAGAUCUUUCAAAAAGUUUUUAAAAAAACAAGAAUUAAAUUUCAAAAAUAGAGGGGAACUUUUAUUAGAGUACUAUAAAAAUCACUUCUGCUUAAAAAUACCUUUUCUGACCUAAGAGCAUUGAUUUUAACUUAAAUUGGCUCCAAAAAAAACUCUGAAUAAGACUUUAUACUAAUGAUUAGAUUUUUAAAAACUAUGUACAAAUCUUAAUUAUUCAAAAGAAUGCCCUUAAGUAAGCUAAUUUAUUACUGCAAACUAUUAAGUUACAGAAUCAGAAGCAAAAACUUAUUUCUCCGAAUAAGCAUACCAUUUUUUAGCAAUCAAAAUAGUGGAGAGGAGUUCCGCAGUGAGAAAAAAUUUUCUCAAUAAUUUAGUCGAGAGAAAUCAAAAGUUUGAGCCCCUUUAUGCAAAUUUUUAACUUUUUUUAUAUUUUGCCUGUUCCUGAGAACCUCUUAAGCAAGAUAUCCAAAGAUGAUCCACUGGAGUAAUUUUUAACAAAUGUUUGUCGCUUUUUAUUAAUUUUUUUAAUGCUGGUUGAAAAUUGUUUGAGUGUCAAGAUUUGGGAGAAUGUUGAAUAGUUAUUAUUUUUAUUUUAUUUUUUUUGCCCAUUAUAAAAAAAAAAUUAAAAAUAGUAAUUGUAAAGUAUUUUUAACGAUACCAAACUGCCGACCACUCUCCUGACUAAAUUAUUGAAAACUCAUUUUCUAAGAUUUUGGUUACAUCCCAUGUUUUGAUAAUCAAGAAUUAAAACACGUUGAAAAAAUGUAUGCUUCUUCAGAGAAAGUAGGAUUUUGUAACUAAUUAAUUAGCAUGUUUAAGUUUUUUAAUUAUUAAGAUUAGGUCUUAGUACUUGAAAAACCAAUCAUUAGAACAAAAGUUAUUCAGAAUUAAAUAUCUUUUUAACCAUCAAGUUUCAAUGGUAAUAAAAACCAAAUUAAUAAUUGGAAAGAUCUUAAGUCUACUAAUAUCUUAAUUUUUUUCCUGUUAAGAUUUUCUUAAAUUAUUUCUCUAAAAUUUUAGUUUUAAAGAGAUUUUUUUGAGUUGAGAGUCUACUGUAUAUUAUAAAUGUAUUUAAAUUCAUUUUUCUUUUAAAAAUUACUUAUUGUUUUUCAUAUUUUUCAUGCAUUUUAAACUUUCCACUGGUACAACUGGCUGGUAAAAUACAUAUAUAAAUAGGCAUUAAAUGCUUACCUCAAGUGCUUUUCAUUAUAACUGAUUUUUAGAGAAUUUUAAAGUAACUAAAACCUCAUUAGUGUAAAUAAGAUUAUAAUUUUAAGUUUAAAUGACACAAUUCAUGAGCAGUGCAUUUCCAACUUUUUGGACUUUUGUAAAAUUGGUGUUGCAUGUGAAUGUUUCUUUCCUCAGGAUGAACAUUUCUUUGGUACGUCAUUAGAAAAAAGAUAACUAAGCAUCAGAAAAUUGUAUUUUUUCACACACAUUAUUGUAUUAUAGCUUCUUGAGAAAUGUGUUCCAAAUAUUGUAAAUAAUAAAUCUUAAAAUUUGUUUUGA